Schizophyllum commune H4-8 is the source of this 1085-nucleotide messenger RNA. Its product is annotated as thioredoxin-like protein. The coding region runs from base 224 to 922 and encodes 232 amino acids. The record is from RefSeq and is a predicted model, not a curated record. The transcript is spliced from 6 exons. Lineage: Eukaryota; Fungi; Basidiomycota; Agaricomycetes; Agaricales; Schizophyllaceae.
CAUCGACUGUCAGUGUCCCAUUCAGUCGUCAUUCGUCUGCAGAGCAAGUGCAGACCCAAAGGAUUUGAACUUCUGCCCGGUCGAUGAGCUGCUAUCACGCGUAUAGAUAGCGUCCCCGACGUCGCCGCGAGCAUGACGCACUCCGACGGGUACGCGUCUGACCGGGCCCGGGCCCUGUCAGUGUCAGCCUGUGCACCCCAAGCGCAUCUCGUCCUCUCCCACCAUGGUCCUCACCCUCCACCACCUGAACGCGUCGCGCUCACAGCGCAUCCUAUGGCUUCUCGAGGAGCUCGAAGUGCCAUACGAGAUCAAGAAGUACGAGCGUGAGGCGACGAAGCAGGCGCCCAAGGCCCUCAAAGAGGUCCAUCCGAUUGGGAAGUCGCCCAUCAUCACGGACGGGGACAUCACCCUUCCUGAGAGCGGCGCCAUCGUCGAGUACAUCAUCAAAAAAUACGGCGAGGGGAAGGUGCACACGCCCACUGAGGGCAAGGCCCUGGCGGAUGAGCUGUACUACAAGCACUCUGCAGAAGGCUCGCUCAUGCCGCCUGUCGUCAACCAGUACAUCGGCACACUUGUCCCCGCGCAGACGCCCUUCUUCAUCCGUCCGGUCGUGAACAUGUUGUUUGACAAGCUCAACGAAAUGAUCUACAAGCCGGCCAUUCAGGCGCAAGUGGCCAUCAUUGACGAGCAUCUCGGGAAGAAUGAGUGGUUUGCUGGCGGCGAUGCUCCCACUGCCGCCGACUACAUGAUGAUCUUUCCGCUCGAGGGCUUGCCUCGCUUCGGGCAGUCGACGCCCAACAUCGACGCGUAUGUCGCGCGCGUCCAGAAGAGGCCUGCCUAUCGUCGGGCCAUCGAGCGUGGUGGUCCCUAUCCCUACGACUACCAGUCGGAGGAGAACAAGCAGAAGGCGGCCGCUCUCUGAUAAACUACGAGCACAUGUCUACAUUGUACUAUAAACAUUGGCAAGGGGCUGGACAAACAUUGUAACUGCAUGGGUGGAAUGUCGUACUAAGAGAGGCAAUAGGAACUGUAACCCUGUAUAAAUGGGACGCAAACUUCACGGAUGUCUACCUGGUACUAUCCUC